AUGGGGAAAGUUGUGACCCAUCAUUUUGGCUCAAGGAGAGUGAACAUUGCAGAUGCUUCAACUCUCACAAAUGCAAUGGCAGAAAUCCUUCACUCCUACAAUUUAAACUGGGAUCAGGUCGUGUCUGUUUUGAUGGAUAACUGCAGCGUUAUGAGAGGGAAGCGAUCUGGAGUGGAGACCCAGAUCAGACAAAAAAAUGAAUACCUCCUUGACAUCAGUGGAGACACGGUGCAUAUGGUGUCAAAUGCUGCCAAGGCCCUUUUGAAUCCGUUCAAGAAUUUUGUGGAUGAUUUCUGCACAGAUGUCUACUAUGACAUUGAAAAGUUCCCCAAGCAGAAGGAAUUGUUUGCAGAGUUUCAAUCUCUAUUACACAUGAAGAGCAAGAGUCUGAUCCGCCCCAUCAGCAGCAGGUUCCUUCAGAUGCUGGAAGUGUGCAACAGGGUAAGGGAGCUAGUAGAUCCACUGAUUGCACACUAUUUCAGCUUCCUUUCUCCCCAUGAUCAGCGCAAAUACAGAUGGCUGCUCAACCAGGUUCUGCAAAGGCAUGGGGUGACAUCUGAUGAAAAGGCUAGGAUAGAUGUGCUACAUCAACAACUUGCAAAAUCAGCAAAGGGCUUAACUGACGCAAAUAGUGACCGGAAGACAAGAAUCCUUGUACUUUUUACGGAGUUCAAUAAGCUCACAGCCAUGAUCGACUUGUACAGAGGUAUACUCCCAUCCUUUCAGGUCUUUCUCAAGAGACUGCAACAUGAUAAGCCUAUGGUUCAUGUUCUGCAUGUUGAGAUGGUGCUGCUGGUGAGAGACAUCCUCUCCAAGUUCAUGAAGCCCGAUGCGAUCCCCUUGGAUGUGAAGGGCUUGUUGAAACUGGAUAUCCAGAACCAAGACCUACAGUAUCCAAACAAAUUGUUGUCGGUUGGUAAAUUCAGCCAUUUUGCAGUCAACAAGGCCAGGGUGGAGAAGAAACCUUGGGUGCAGGAGAUGUACACCUCCCUAAGAGAAGGCUACACCAAGGCAGCUGCAUUCUUGCAAAAAAAACUCCCUUUGAGCAACAUCAUAAUUUCCUCCUUGUCUGCACUAUCACCUUCAUUAAUCCAGGACCAACACAUACUUACUGCAUUUAGCACUUUAGCCAAGGCUCUGCCAAAUGUCAUCACCACUGAUGAACUGGGCCAGCUGGAUGAAGAGGUGAGGGCCUACCAGACUGACCUGGAUUUAGAGGAAAAGGGCAAAGGGUUUGAUGACAAUGCUGCACGUAUUGAUGCUGACUGGUGGAGUGAAAUCUUUUUAAUGAAGACACCAGAUGGCUCCAUCAGAUUUCCUAUCUUGGACAAAUUGGUGAGGGCACUGCUCUCUUUGUUUACUGGGCCUCUUGUUGAAGGUUCAUUCAACAUCAUGGAUGACAUCAUUGAGAAGGAUAGGGUCAGAUUAAACAUUGAGACCUAUGAAGGCUUUGCUGUCAUCAAAACACACUUGAAGGCAGCAGAACAAACAGCCUGUACCAUGAGGAUUAGUGCUGCUUUGAGAAGUUCAUGUCUCUCAUCAUUUGAGCGGUACAAAUGCCACCUUGAGAAGAAGAAAGAGAAAAUUAAUGCAGAGAAGGAUCGGAAAAUCAGAGAAGCUUUAAAGGUACUCUCAGCAGUGAAGGUGAAGAAGGUGAAAAAAGCCUCCACCACUUCAUCAGCAACCAAAUCUUCCCACCCUUCUACCUCCAUAACCAGAAAAGUUACCCCUGUAGGCCAUCUCCCACCUUCCACAUCUGGAAAAGAUGCUCCUACUGGCCAUCUCCCACCUUCCACAUCUGGAAAAGCUUCCCCUGCAGGCCAUCACCUACCUUCCACAUCCAGAAAAGCUUGCUCUGCAGGCCAUCUCCCACCUUCCACAUCUGGAAAAGAUGCUCCUACUGGCCAUCUCCCACCUUCCACAUCUGGAAAAGCUUCCCCUGCAGGCCAUCACCUACCUUCCACAUCCAGAAAAGCUUGCUCUGCAGGCCAUCUGCCACUUUCCACAUCCAGAAAAGAUGCUCCUACUGGCCAUCCCUAA
This is a messenger RNA of Paramisgurnus dabryanus, 2040 nucleotides long. NCBI's taxonomy places the organism in Eukaryota, Metazoa, Chordata, Actinopteri, Cypriniformes, Cobitidae. The record is from RefSeq and is a predicted model, not a curated record.